Molecule: messenger RNA, 2393 nt
Organism: Mesocricetus auratus (golden hamster)
Lineage: Eukaryota; Metazoa; Chordata; Mammalia; Rodentia; Cricetidae
Gene: Asb16
Product: ankyrin repeat and SOCS box containing 16
Exons: 5
Coding region: 115-1476 (453 amino acids)
Biological process (GO): negative regulation of delayed rectifier potassium channel activity; neuronal action potential; intracellular signal transduction
Cellular component (GO): synapse; axon initial segment; membrane
Molecular function (GO): transmembrane transporter binding
Source: RefSeq, a predicted model, not a curated record
AGCUGCUUCUCCAGCUUACCAGGACGGGGGCAGGGUGGCUCCCAAGAGCAAAGGUGCUAGUUGGAACAGGGACUAUUCUCUGCCUAGGUGCCCAGACCACUGAAUCCGCCCGCCAUGGCAGGGGAGACCUUCCCUUUCACAUCCUCCACAAGGCGUGCUCUCCGCCUACAGAGAGAGUGGCUGGAAUGGGAGGACAGGAGACGGGCUGCCGCUCAUCGCUGUCUAAGUCAGAGGUACCUCUCUGGUUCCCAGGCUCGGUUCAUGAGGACCCGCCGCUCCUGCCGAGCCCCAGCUGUCCACAAUGCCCUGUUCUCUGGGGACCUACAGCAGGUUCAAAUCCUGUUCCAAGAUGAAGAGGCUGCCAACAUGAUUGUGGAGACUAUAAGCAACCAGCUGGCCUGGUCAGCAGAACAGGGAUUCUGGGUGCUGAUUCCAAAGACCAAGCACACAGCACCUCUUACCAUCGCUGUGGCCAGAGGCUACAUAGACUGCGCCCGGCACCUUAUCCUUCAGGGGGCUGAUGUCAAUGCCCGGAUUGGAGGUCAUGCUGCCUUGCACGAGGCCUGUGCCCAAGCCCAAACUGACUGUGUUCGGCUGCUGCUCACAUUUGGUGCCAAGGCUAAUGUGCUGUCUGAGGACGGUAUGACCCCCUUGCACCUCUGCACAGCUCCUGAAUCCUUGCAGUGUGCCAAGUUGCUGCUAGAGGCUGGAGCGUCUGUGAAUGAGGCAUCACAGGAAAGUGAAGUCACACCCCUGCAUGUGGCUGCAGCUCGUGGCCUGGAGCAACACGUGGCUCUCUACCUGGAGAACGGUGCAGACGUGGGCCUGCGCACUAGCCAGGGCGAGACUGCCCUGAAUGCAGCGUGCGCUGGAGCAGAGGGGCCAGGUAGCUGCCGACAGCACGAGGCAGCAGCGCGACAACUCUUGGAAGCCGGGGCUGAUCCCCAGGCUGCAGGUCGCAAGCGCCACACACCACUACACAACGCCUGUGCUAACGGCUGCGGAGGCCUGGCUGAGCUGCUGCUGUGCCACGGGGCCAGCGCUGGAGUCACCAACGGGGCAGGCCACACACCCAUGGACUGCGCUCUGCAAGCUGUACAAGAUGCCUCCAACUGGGAGCCCGAGGGCCUCUUUGCAGCCCUGCUGGAUUACGGGGCCCAGCCUGUUCACCCUGAGAUGCUGAAACACUGUGCCAACUUUCCUCGGGCCCUGGAAGUCCUGCUUAAUGCCUAUCCAUGUGUUCCUGCCUGUGAUACCUGGGUGGGGGCCGUGCUUCCAGAACUGUGGCAGGAACAUGAAGCCUUCUACAGCUCAGUCCUAAGUAUGGAAAACCAGCCAAGACGGCUGCAGCACCUGGCCCGCCUGGCUGUUCGUGCUCAGUUGGGUAGCAACUGUCGGCAGGCUGCCACCCAACUCCCACUGCCCCCGCUGCUGAGAGACUACCUGCUGCUGCGUGUGGAAGGACAGAUCCAGUGAGCUCUGAGCAGGCCACUUCUGUUUCUGUCUGCUCCUCUACCCAGCUCUGGAGAGCCAGCCCCUCCCCUUCCCUUCGCACUCGAUUGUCCCUCCACCUGCUGCUCUUCAGGCCUUCUCAGCCUGUCCCCAAAGAAACCGUUCACACACUCACUGGUGUCUAAGUAGACCCAUGGCCUCUUUAUCUACCCAAGCUACAAGCAAACAAUCCCAGGCACAGGUCUUCCCUUGCCUCCCAUGCGCCUACUCAGGCCCUUUCAUCACGGCAGGCCCGCAGUUGGAGUUGACAGCAUAUCCCUGUAACCCCAGUACCCAGGAAGCUGAGCCAGUAGAAUUGUGAAUUCAAAGCUAGCAAGAUCGUGGCAGGGCAUAGGGGGUACCCUGCUUCUUUGCUUUCUUCCUAGCCCAGCUCUGGAUAGAACUAAAAGGAAGGGUUGCUAUGAUUGUUUUUCUCCCAAUACUAGGAAUGGAACCCAGGACUUGGUACAUGCCAAGCAAGUGUCCCAGCAUACAGUCACACCUCUAUCUCUUAAUGAAGCCCAUGUCUUGAAUGGAUGCUAGAAUAAUUUUUUUUUGCUUUGUUUUUUUUUUUUCAAGACAGACUUUCUCUGUAUAACAGCCCUAGCUAUCAAACUCACAGAGUUCUGCCUGCCUCUGUCUCCUGAGUGCUGGUAUUAAAGGUGUGUACCACCACCUGGCCACCUGAGACAUUUAUGAUGUAUUGUCCCUUACUCCCAAGUGUAACAUGGUAUCUUAACUGGCAGUCAUUCUAGAACAGCUUCGGGGGCCCAGAAAGCUAGGCUAUCAUUUCUUACUUAUUCUGGUCUUAGAAACGAAAAGGCAUGACCACUCACCUGUAGGAGGAGACUUUUCAAGGCAAAUCAGUUUUAUGGAUGCCAAUAAAUAAUUUGUUCACAGAA